AGGAGGGUCUGCCCCAACCACCACACACACCUAACACAGGGGGAGAGGGAAGGAGGGAGGUAGAGGGAGAGAGAGACAGAGAGGGAGAGAGAGAAAGAGCAGUGCUGUUUACAGUGUAAUAUACAGCCAAACGAGAAAGAACUUGUUUGGAAGAGUGGUGUCAUUCCUUUUGGAGACCAGGAGGUGGGUCUGGAAAAGAGAAGUUAGAACACUCUUACUGAGAACAGAGAUUGGAGAAAAGAAGAACAAAAACUUAAAAGAGGAAAUUCUUACUAACAGCUGUUUCAACAAGACAAGCACAUAAAAUGGACAACAGUAGCAGCAAGCCAUUUAUGGUGACCUCCUCGCUGAAUUUCAAAGUCACCACCCCCUCCUUCUACAACCAGCCAAAGAAGUUUGCCUCCGUAGCACCUCCACGACCCAAGAGCCAGACCCCCCCCUCGGGCCCAUCACCAACGCCAGCCAGCACCGCGGUGAUCGGGCGAGUGGGAGACCUGCCCCCUCCUCCACCGACAAUAUGUGACGAAUUUCCACCUCCACCCCCUCCUCCACCUGCGGAUGACGACCUGCCAGCGCCUCCCCCUGAGUUUCACCUGUCAGUGUCAGGUGAUGCCCCCGCCUUCCCUGCCCCUCCCCCCGUGGUGGAUGACUUGCCCCCUCCUGUUGAUGAUCUGCCCCCUCCAGCUCUGUUCGAGGGCAGCGUGCCACCCACCUGCCCCUCGCCCCCUCCUCCUCCUCCACCCCCUCCACCUCUCCCAGCCUCCAAUACCACUGUGCCAAGCAACGUAGUGAGACCAAUAGAGAAGCAGACGAGCUUUGAUAAGCAGCUGGAUUCUCUGACUGACCUGUUGUCUGAAAUGGAGACGAGGGGACCCUUCAACCCAAAGUUACCCAACCAGUAUUCAUCAGCUCCAGCCCCUAAACCCUCCGCUCCUCCUCCCACUGCUCCCAAACCUGUGCUGUCCUUCCUCCCUCCUCCAGAGAUGGGCGACCGACCGCCUCCUGCUCCCUGGGCCGAAGAACUCAAAGCCAGGACCACCAAUCGGCAAGGCAGCCCUGCACCCCCCGUCGUCCCCAAAACCGCCUACGGGGGAAAACCCUCAACUUCAGCAGCCUCUUUAGCACAAAAACUGAACCAGAGUUUAAACCAGAACAGCGGGCCGAUUAGUAGCGCACAGAGAACCAGUCCAUCACCAGCUACCAAUACAUUCCCUCCCCCUCCUGCAGCACCGCCCGCAGCUCCUCCCGCGGCUCCUCCUGCAGCUCCACCAGCACCCACAAGUCCUUUCAACAAAAAUAAUGCCACUAGCGCUCCCUCCAAUCACACUAGAGCAUCUCCGUUUGGUAGUCAACUUAACGCAAACCAAAACGUUGCUGUUCCUCCUCCUAGUGCUCCUCCUCCUAGUGCCCCUCUAACCAAGACGGUGACCCCGCCUUCAGCAUCCUUUAACCAGCCAAUGAAAAGUCCCCCCUCGUCAACGCCCUCUGUCCCUGGUAACAUCGGAGGAGCCCCUCUGAACAUGAGGGAGGUGGAGGAAUUGGAGAGGAUGACACAGGACUUCAUGAAAAACAUGGACGCACAUGCCCCAGUCAUCACCUCCCCUCCUACAGAGGUUUGUGGUAAAUGUGGUGAUGCGCUGUCCCGCACACAGCCUGCAGUGAGAGCCAUGGACAAGCUCUUUCAUUCCAACUGCUUCUGCUGCAUGAGCUGCCAUCGCCCCCUGCAGGGCAUGCAGUUCUACGACAGGGACGGCUCCCCUGAGUGUGAAGACUGCUACAUGAACUCUUUGGCGGUGUGCUCCAGAUGUGGAGAGAGGAUCACAGACCGUGUGCUCAAAGCUGUCGGACAGUGUUUCCAUGCUCAGUGUUUCCGCUGCAGCACCUGCUCCUGCGUCCUGGAGGGGGCGCCAUUCAUCACCGAUGACAACAACAACCCUUACUGUGUUCAGGAUUACCACAGGCGUUUCUCUCCUCUGUGCGUGAGCUGCAAUGAGCCCAUUAUUCCAGCUCCAGGUAGCGAGGAGACAGUUCGAGUGGUGGCCCUCGACAAAAACUUUCAUCUUAAGUGUUACCGAUGUGAGGACUGUGCCCGCCCUCUCUCCAUUGAGGCUGAUGAAAACGGCUGCUAUCCUCUGGACGGAAAGAUCCUGUGUAUGAAGUGCCACACCCAGCGAGCCAAGCGAGCGGCGUAGAGGGGCCCGUCUGUGCCACUCAGUGAAACUCUGAACCAAAUCAGAUCUGCCUUUACACAGUGAGAGAGCACAGGGAGUGAGUGGCUGAAUGAGAGGAUGCAUGCUGAAUUACUGUAGUAUUUCCCAGUCCCACUUCAGUGCAGAGGUAAUGUACUGCAUUGACCUGGUGUCCCUUUGUGAAAAUGUCAAAAACUCUUGAUGUGGCCAUUAAAGACAUACUACGGAACAUUCCAACUCAAUAAAUGACGCUAAUGGCACUAAUCUCAUUGCCAUUUAAAGUAAUCAUUGGCCCCUUGCAGUUUCUUCAGUAUUUUCAAAAGCAUUGUCUGUAUUUUUGUACUAUUACUCCAUUGCCUUUGAUUGCGCCCACUCACUGUUGUUUUCAUUUGAUAAACAUGGUAGAAUAAUUUGUGUUUUUUGCAAAUAAACUAGACAAAUAGCACAAGUAAUUCAUGUUUUUAUUGCUGGAAAAAAGUCUCUGAGCAGGCUCACCUCUCUAGAUCUAACUCGUAAAUUGGCCUGCUGCUUUGGCCUGUAUGUUCUCCUUCUUCAUGUUCAUAUUUUAAUAAUCCAUAAAAACUACAUCGUCUCUGAAUAGUUUAAUGUCAGUAUUUAUGUGUCAGUGUUCUGUGAAAGUUUAGCUGGUUACACAUCCUGGAAUGUCCCGCAGUAUGGCUUUAACGGCCAUAUGGUUUCUCCUGUGCCAAUUGUAUGUUUACUCUAAAAGCAUAACUUGCACAAAAGGUUUGAUCUAAAGAACACUCCUAUAAUAAAAGUUGCCUUUGUUAUCGUCGCAUCAGUGUGUCGGCUUAGCUUGGCGUAGCGGACCAACGAAAAACGCCAUUAGGGCUCUAACUGCUCUGCAAAUCAAUGUAAAUUUAUGAAUGUUGCUGUUUUUCUGUGACGUGAAGAGGGUUAGAAAUGCAAACCAGCUUUGUUUUGAAUAAAAUUAAAGGGGACAUAUUAUGCAAAUUUAGCUUUUAUGAGGUUUUAACAAUUUUAAAUAACAUUAGUCUCGCACCAUUAGCUCUUUAAGCGUUGUAUUUGAUUGAUUCGCCCCCUAAAAAAACCUCCUACUCCUGCUCUUUAUCUCCGCCCACUUCUCUCUAGUUACAAAUUCAGACGACGGGUCAUUUAUGUACGGUUAAAAAUAUUUUUCAAUGGUAAUACUUGAGAAUUUCCUACUUCCUAUCCACUGUGAAGAAGCAGUGCCUAUCAGUUCCGCAGUGUUAAAGAGGAAGUCAUUUAACCCAUUGUAUUAUUAAGCUGUUUUAAAUCAGUAUUACAGUUGAACAAAAAACUAAAUAAUGAUCUACAGUACGUGUUAUAGUUUAAUAUUGAAAACUUGAACAGCAUAAAAGCAUAAUAUGUCCUCUUUAAAGAAUAAAUAUGUGGCGCAAAAUACACAUUGUUAUUAAAUUGAGAUGCAUGACGAUAUAAGAACAAACUAAAUGAACAAACGAAAGCACAGAUUUUCUAAAGAACAAUUAUAGAAAACAUUGCUAGAGCAUUGCAUGGCAUAAAUGGGACCUAUCGAGGAGAUUUGAUAUAAGUCAUAUGUUUUAUAAGCAUUUUCCAUAAUUGCUUUAAUAUUUUAAUGUGUACGUUCUAAUUUGUGUAUGGUCAUUUCCAAAAACAACAUACUGUUCCAAUGUUAAGGAGCUCAAGGAAUAAAACUCAUAAGACCAAAUAUUUGAAAUUUGGAGGAAAAGGGUAUAUCAAAACAUAACCUUUUUUUCUUAUUUGUUUUGUGAAUCCAGUAUUCUUGAUUGCCACAAAUUGUACCACUAUUCUGGAGUCUAUGUUGUUAAUGUGUAAUUGUGUUAUUGUACGGUAUUAUGUUUCUACCUAUUGUGUUGUUAUCUUUUAUUGGGCAAUGUGCCUUUUUCACUGCCUUAUUUCUUUGCUUACUUAAAGGAGCACUGUGUAACUUUUCUGGUGUAGGAUGAGCUACCCAUUUGUCUCCAUGGAGAUGUAAUUGCUUUGCCUUGAAUAUUCCACAGUAUGGCAUUAAACUUACUCAGCAUGCAUUUAUCUAAUUAUGGGUGUUUUUAUUGCUCAAAAAUGCCUUGAAAAACAUGCCUUGGGUUGCCACCUGAUUGUGUUACCUGCUUGUCUCUAGGGAGAUGGACUCCACCAGAAAUGUUACACAGUGUACCUUUUUAAAAAGUUGUUAUCUAGUAUCAAACUGUUACUUAUGCUUUCAUUGUCUGGUGCAGCCAACCCAGAACCACAAUACAACUAUAAUUCAACGCCAUCUGCUGGCUGUAGACGGUAGCAUUUUCCUUAUUGCUGUAGCAGCUGCUUGUUUUAUUAUCAAUUCUUUAUCAUGAGAUUAUGUGACCAUCAAGAUGCCUUUGCUAUUACCGUACUUUUAUUUGUUGUGACAUUUAUAAAUUGUGUUUUCAUAUCUGUGGAUUUGUACAUCCAAAAAAUAAUGUAGCCUCAACCUGCGCUUUUUGGCUGUAUUAAAUAAAAAAUAAUCUGCUCUUAAA
This is a messenger RNA of Boleophthalmus pectinirostris (great blue-spotted mudskipper), 4687 nucleotides long. RefSeq names its product zyxin (gene zyx). The transcript is spliced from 10 exons. The record is from RefSeq and is a predicted model, not a curated record. NCBI's taxonomy places the organism in Eukaryota, Metazoa, Chordata, Actinopteri, Gobiiformes, Gobiidae. Gene Ontology annotation, biological process: integrin-mediated signaling pathway; transforming growth factor beta receptor signaling pathway. The coding region runs from base 306 to 2192 and encodes 628 amino acids.